Echinops telfairi (small Madagascar hedgehog) is the source of this 1637-nucleotide messenger RNA. RefSeq names its product TPD52 like 2 (gene TPD52L2). NCBI's taxonomy places the organism in Eukaryota, Metazoa, Chordata, Mammalia, Afrosoricida, Tenrecidae. The coding region runs from base 1 to 852 and encodes 283 amino acids. The transcript is spliced from 9 exons. The record is from RefSeq and is a predicted model, not a curated record. Gene Ontology annotation, cellular component: cytoplasm.
AUGAACAUCGAUCAGGCCAAAACGGUGCCCUUAUUGGGCGGCUUCCACGGAGGGGUGGGACCAGGAACCUUCCAGAAAAGAGGCUUUGUUACCACUGGUCUCCCUGGCCCCGUUCACCAGCAUCUGCCCUUCCACCUUCGUGGAGACCCUGGCCCUGCUUGCUUAUUGACUGACAGCUGCCUCUGCGCUCUGACCUUGCUGUGUCUGCUAGAUAUCAACCUGAACUCGCCUCACAAAGGCCUGCUGUCCGACUCCAUGGUGGACGUCCCUGUGGACUCGGGUGGGGCUGCCCGGGCCCCAGCCACCCCUGAGGGCCUGACGGAGGCUGAGGAGGAGGAGCUCCGUGCCGAGCUCGCCAAGGUGGAAGAGGAGAUCGGCACGCUGCGCCAGGUCCUGGCGGCCAAGGAGCGGCACUGCGGGGAGCUGAAGCGGAAGCUGGGCCUCUCGGCCCUCGAUGGGCUGCGGCAGAACCUGGCCAGGGGCUGGCAGGACGUGCAGGGCUCCAGCGCCUACAUGAAAACUUCUGAAAAACUCGGAGCGUGGAAUGAGAAAGUGACCCAGUCUGACCUCUACCGGAAGACGCAGGAGACCCUCUCGCAGGCGGGACAGAAGACCUCGGCAGCUCUCUCCACCGUGGGCUCCGCCAUCAGCAGGAAGCUUGGCGACAUGAGGGCCCAUCCCUUCUCGAACUCCUUUAGCAGCCACUCCAUCCGCCACUCCGUCAGCAUGCCGGCCAUGAGGAACUCUGCAGCUUUCAAGUCCUUUGAAGACCGUGUGGGGACCAUCAAGGACACGGACACAGCCAGGACACAAGACCCUCCGACCCACCAGGAACCCCCAGUGUCCUCGUAGAGUCCCCCUCCCCCCGCCCACUCCUCCUGCUCGGCUGGGUGACUACAUUUGGAGCCUGCCCAUGGAUGCAUCCGAGCCCAGUGGGACCAGCUGGGCGGGUCGCCCAGUGUGGUCUGCAGCCCCGUCGGAGGAGGCCCAGCUCUGCUCCCCCCUGGCCGUCUUCCCUUUGCAGUCUGAAGUUGCAGGUGGCAGAGAGAAUGGCAGCGAUCACCUUCCUUCUCCAGCUGGAAGUGGGGACAAGCCCCUGGUGGACCACGCCCCUUUCUAAGCCCCGACAGCUUUGCCCAGCCACGGAACACGCUCAAGCACCCCGAGCCCACCUCCAUUGCAGUGCACCCCCAGGAACACCUACCAUCCCCGGGGGUGAGGGGUGGGGGAGCAGCCAGCCCAUAUGAGGACAUGCGCCAGGCCACAUGGACCAGCUCGUCUCCAGCACGCAGGCGGUUGGAGUAGAUCACUGUGCCACCCUUCCUGGGGGUCUCCUGGCCCUCGAGCCCAUGGCCACACUCCUUGGCAGCAGGAUGCGAAGAUGCGGGGAGAGAAGUGGCUGUUCCUGGGCUGCCGCCUUGUCUACCACACCCAGGGGGACAUCACCUGAGCCACAGUUUAAUUCCAAAACGCCAAAAGAGAGGACUUGCACUCCCUCUGUGCCGUCCCCAGGAAGGACAGAUACCAUGUUAGCGGCCUCAUCGAUAUCCUAGCGAUCUAGCUUUAACGGAAGUAAAUCCUUUAUUUUUCAAAUACAGUGGACUUUUCAGAAAUUAAAACUGAGCAAAGCAGCUUUA